Xenia sp. Carnegie-2017 is the source of this 2060-nucleotide messenger RNA. Its product is annotated as structure-specific endonuclease subunit SLX4-like. Lineage: Eukaryota; Metazoa; Cnidaria; Anthozoa; Malacalcyonacea; Xeniidae. The transcript has 12 exons. Gene Ontology annotation, cellular component: Slx1-Slx4 complex. The record is from RefSeq and is a predicted model, not a curated record. Bases 1 to 1869 code for a protein of 622 amino acids. Gene Ontology annotation, biological process: meiotic DNA double-strand break processing; interstrand cross-link repair; resolution of meiotic recombination intermediates. Gene Ontology annotation, molecular function: enzyme binding.
AUGAAUGAAAUGUUUUCUGAUGAUCAUGAAAAGGAAAAAAUAAAACCAGGCUACAAACCAACAUUACAAAUAUCAGUUGCUAUUAAAAAAGGCAAAGAAAAUGGGAUGGAAUCAAGAACUGUUACACAGACUAUUUUAGUGAAGGAUUCUCAUCCAGUUCAGUCUAGUUUCCAAUUUAAUGAAGAAGAAGGGAUUUUUGACAAGAAUUGUGAUAAACAUGUCAAAUCUUGCCCACCACUAGAACAUUCAAGCAAGGAUAAAACUAAAACUGUUUCUGACCACAGUACUUUAAAAGGAUCGCUUGGUGUAACAAAAAACUGCGGCAAAAGGAAAAGAAAAAAUAAAUUUGACGAAAAUGUUGAUGAUAUUGAACUUACUACGACCUCAAAUCUUACGGACGAAAAAAAGAAGAAAACGUUAGGUCGAAAAAAAAGAUUAAAAAACAACGACGUUGUUUCCCAGGUUCCAGCAUUAUUGUUGCGAGAUAAUGAUGAAACGAAGAGAGUGGUGGCAGCAAGAGCUGCAGCAGUUCUUUGUAACUGGGCUGAUGAAGAUGAUGAAAUACAAUGCACGCCUGCUUUAGCUCCAAGCUCAUUAGUUCAAAAUUACUGUAAAGGAUCGAACAUCAACUCAGAUGAAAGAGAAGAAGAUUUCUCAAAAAAUGCACAAGAUUGUUCGGAAUCAAAUUCUCGUAACAAUGAUGAAAAAUGCCAAUGUCAGCUUGGUGAAUCUGCUUAUUCUCUCUCAAAAAAUAAGGAAUAUUUUUCCGUUGAUUCAAGAAGGCGUCUUUGGACACUCUCUUCAGUCCGCGCUAAAGAAAUUCCAAGUGACGACUUUUAUGUGCCAAAUCUCCUGCCAAAAUCUACACCAGUCAAGACAAAGAAACCUAUGAAGCAAGAUAAUGGAAACAACAAACUUGUUGACGAUAUGAACAAGAAUGAAAGCAGAGAUGUUCAUCUUGAUUCUCCUUUAAAAAUGUCAAGUCAAAGUGACAGUUUAACAGAAUCUCAAGAAAACAAUAUAGAGAUGUUGGUUGAACUGAUUAAUGAUGAUGAUGGACAAUUAACUGUUAAUUAUACGGAAUCAAGUGAUGAUCUGGGUGAAACAUGGCUUCCAUCGAGUGGUUUUUGUGUUCGCAAAGAUAUUAACGAUGUUGAGGAGAAGGAUAAAGAAGAUGUCGAUAUUUUGAUUAGCGAGUUGUCUUGUAUGGUUGGGAAUCCAUUGCUCAGUGAUGUUGAAAUCAUUGCGAAGAACAAAAACAAAAUUUUGGCGCACAGUUUUAUGUUGUGUGCAAGAUGUAAAACAUUGGCAAACUUUCUUCAGUCAAGCCAAUCAUAUUGUAAAGAUGAAUCAGGUAAUGGCUUAGUUCGUGUUGAACUACUGGAUAUCGAUGUUCGUGCUGUUCGAGCUGUACUUACUUACAUCUAUACGGCUUGUUUUGUUCCUGUUCUCGACGAGACUUUAGCCGAUGUGAAAGAACUUGUCCUCAGAUGGAAUUUGAAUAUUAAUCCUGAAAAAUGGAAAGUAAUAAAAGAUGAAUGUGAGAAAAACAGCGAAAAGGACGUAGAUCAAUGUAAUGUUGGCUCUCUUGAUGUCCUUUUGAAAUCUUUAUGGGAAGGUGAAGAAGACAUGAAUGGCAAUGAAGAAACGAAUGAUAAGAAUGUUUUUGCUGAAAGUUUCUUGGAUGAGGAACUUGCAGGAAUGACGAUAAAGAUUUAUUCUCAAUGUUCUUUGGAACAGGUGGAAUCUUGUGAAAAGAAAAACGACAAAAGUUCCCCUUUGAAAGAAAACUCUUUACAUCAAAAGUCAGAGAAGAACGAUAAGGCAAUUUUUAGCACAAAGCUCAAGAUACUUCUGAAAGCGACAUGAAUGUUGUUGAUGUUAAAUUUACUACAGAUAUUGUAGAUGAUCUGGUUUCCAGUACACCCAAAAAAAUGGAAACUGUUGUCGUACCUGCAGAAGACCAACAAAUCGCGUCAACACCUGAUGAGAAGGAAGAUGACAUUUACUUUCUCCGACGUGCAGUAAGAAAUGUUCUCGCGUCACUGGCAGAAACAAAA